This is a messenger RNA of Pestalotiopsis fici W106-1, 3177 nucleotides long. RefSeq lists its product as uncharacterized. NCBI's taxonomy places the organism in Eukaryota, Fungi, Ascomycota, Sordariomycetes, Amphisphaeriales, Sporocadaceae. The record is from RefSeq and is a predicted model, not a curated record. The coding region runs from base 1 to 3177 and encodes 1058 amino acids. The transcript is spliced from 8 exons.
AUGUUGGACUCCAAAGAUGCCAAGCCGACGCCAUUUGGCGAGAGACUGCUACCUACCAUAAUUGAUGAAUGGGCACACAAUCAUCCUCUCAAAGAGGUCUUCCAGAUCCCCAAUUCAAGUGAUCCCAACGAUGGCUGGAAAGUGCUUUCAUCCAGCGCAUAUGCGACUGCUAUCAAUCAUGUUGCGUAUCGAAUUAUCGACCAGUUUGGGCAGCCAACGCAGGGAACAUUUCCUACGAUUGCAUACAUCGGCCCAAAUGAUGUGCGCUACCUAGUGAUGAUGGUGGCUGCCAUUAAAGCGGGCUACAAGGCAUUCUUCAUAUCGCCGAGAAACUCGCACCAGGGCCAGAUUCAUUUAUUCAAACAGACUGAUUGUAGAAUCAUCGCAUAUCCCCAGAAUUCACAUGCAAUGGUGCAGCCGUGGCUAAAUGACUACCCAAUGAUGACAAUGGAAGUUGAACCAUUGGAUACCAUGUUGCUGAGUAGUGGGCCUCACUUUCCAUACGAUAAGACGUUCCAAGAGGCUAAAAUGGAUCCUGUCGUCGUACUGCAUACCAGUGGCAGCACAGGGUUGCCUAAGCCUGUUGUAGCUCGGGUGGGAAUGGUGGCUGCUGGAGAUGCAAUGCACAAUCUGCCGCCAAAACAUGGGACUGUCCUUAUGAUGCGUGGUAUUAAUGGAAAUCUAACAAUCAAUUGGACAGUGCCAUUGUUUCAUGCAGCCGGGCUCCUCUCGUCUAUCCACCUUGGUUUAUACUGGGAUCGGCCACUUGCGUUUGGUGUGGACCGUCCAAUGUCGGCAGGUCUCAUGGCAGAGUCAAUUGACCGUUUGGACGUUGACAUUGCUAUUCUUCCACCAUCUAUCCUGAGUGCAAUGAGCCAAGACGACGACUGCGUGAGGGCUCUGAAGAAACUCAAAAUAGUUGUCUUUGGUGCAGGAAAUCUUGCGAAUGAGGUUGGCAGAAAGCUUAUUCAAGAAGGUCUUCGUCUGAUGAAUGCAAUCUCAUCGACGGAAUUUUCGCCGUAUCCCCUCUAUUUCCAAUCCCGGCCGGAGCUAUGGCGGUACUUUAUUAUUCCCGCCGACAUUAUGGGAGCAGAUUGGCGUAAAAGUGAUACUGAUGGCGCUUAUAAGCUUGUCAUCAAGCGCCAGGGAGCAGAGCCUGGUCUUCAGGGAGUUUUCUACACAUUUCCAGACAAGAAUGAGUACGACACCCAUGAUCUGUUCACGCCGCACCCAACUUUGGCAGAUCAUUGGCUAUACUACGGUCGGGCUGACGAUAUUAUCGUUUUCUCCAACGGCGAAAAGCUCAAUCCUGUGACAAUUGAGGAGGUAGUAACGGUGCAUCCUCAGAUUCAAGGUGCACUGGUGGUGGGCUCUGGUCGAUUCCAAGCUGGUCUGCUCAUUGAACCCGUGUCACCCCCCGAGAGCGAAGAAAAGAAAGUGGCCUUGAUGGACAGCGUGUGGUCGCUCGUCUCCCAGGCUAAUGAAGACACUGUUGCCCAUGGGCGUAUCGCGCGGCACAUGAUUGCCUUGACUGAUCCUACAAAGACGUUCCCGCGUGCUGGGAAAGGCACCAUCCAGCGUGCCGCAGCCCUGAAGCUUUUCGAAGCGGAGAUUGGCCAAUUAUACGAGCAAGAUCGCGUCAUUUCCAGCGAGGAUGUUGCUCCGUUGGAUCUAUCUUCAGAUCAAGCGGCUGCCGAGUCUGUCCUAGGCUUGUUCAGGUCCAAUCUGGGAGUUUCUCUGCCAGACUUAGACAGCGACCUUUUUGCCUUUGGGGUCGAUUCACUUCAAGUGAUCAACGCCACCAAGCUUCUGCAAGCGAGCGUCCACCAACUCGGGCAUCACGCAAUAGACGAGAAGCUAUUCCCAAAGACCAUCUAUAGUAAUCCUACGCCUUUCCGGCUUGGACGCUACAUACGGGGCCUAGUAAUUCAUGAUGAUGAUGCUAGUCUUGCAUUUGAAGAUGAUGAUGUCCAGCAGCAAUUGAUGAAACAGCUUACUGAGAAAUACACAAAGGACUUCACUUCAUCGAAGCCAAAUCGACCCGAAGGAUACCAUCAGGCUCAGACAAUCAUUCUAACCGGCUCCACUGGCCAACUCGGUUCCUACUUACUGGAUUUGCUGAUCCGAAGCCCUCAAGUAUCGAGAAUUGUGUGUCUCAAUCGUGCCAAAGAUGGUGGAUUGGAGCAACAACGUCAGGGCAUGAAAGAACGCGGCCUCAGCUCCAACUUUACCGAAAAGUCCAGCUUUCAUCAUGCUGAUAUAUCCAAACCAGGCUUUGGGUUGCCAAGCGAUGUGCUUCGCGAUCUCCUCCACAAUGCCGAUCGAUGGAUUCACAAUGCUUGGCCUGUCAAUUUCAAUAUUCCACUGGAAUCUUUUGAGCCACAUCUCCGCGGCGUGCGCAAUGUGGCCGAUUUUGCGACACAGGCCAACAAGCGUGUAGCAGUCAUAUUCAUAUCGUCCAUUGGUACUGCAAGCAGAUGGGAUUCUACCAAUGGACCGAUUCCGGAAAGCCGACUUACUGACACGAGUCUUGCGGCCGCGGGAUAUGGUCGAAGCAAAAUGGUUGGAAGCCUGAUUCUUGAGGCCGCGGCGGCAUCAGGCGACUUUCCUGCAGCCGUGCUUCGUGUUGGUCAAAUCGCAGGCCCAGAGAAAGGGACUGGAACGUGGAAUAAGCACGAAUGGAUACCGAGCCUCAUUGCCAGCAGCUUGUAUCUUGGAGCCCUGCCUUCUGACCUGGACAAUGCUUCGGAUAUCGAUUGGACACCAGUCGAGAAGAUUGCCGCUCUGGUGUUGGAACUUGCCGGAAUUACACAACUGAUGGAUCCGGCAGACAUAAGUGGUUAUUACCACGGUGUCAACCCCCAUCGGACCACGUGGGAUUCCCUCGCUGCAGCUAUCAAGGACUAUUAUGGUUCUCGUCGCAUUCGCGAGCUUAUAAGUUUCAAGGAAUGGACACGCAGGCUGGAAGAAAGCGGGCAAAGCUCUACGGAAAUUGACCUGAAUCCAGGCAUCAAACUACUCGACACGUACCGUGGUAUGGUCGCUGCGAUGGAAUCAGGGCAUCCGUCUCCCCGUUUCGCCACGCAGCGAACAGAGGCCCAAAGUCCAACCAUGCGCCAACCGCAGUCUAUCACGCCUGAUCUUAUGAAGCAGUGGUGUAAGCAGUGGGGAUUUUGA